AUGAUGACAGCGCGACCUGAGGAUGAUGUGCCCCUUUUGCCACCUACUCUUGUUAACAACAUCACUCUUGCGCAGUAUGCCAGUGUGGAUGAUGACUUAGUAACCAGCUGCCCUGCCAGGGAGUACGCAGUGUUGCUGAAAACAUUCGGUCCCUAUCCCCGCCUUGUGUUUGUAUGGUCCGUUGAAAUCGCCGUGAACACAUCGGCAAGAGCCGUGCAAUGUCUGACGGUCGCCGAGUAUCUCUCCGCCUUCCUGGAGCUGUGUGGGUCCCCUGAACCGCCGAAGAAGGUCGUAGGGAUCUGCCUUCUGGUUCUUCUGGCCAUCACCACCUCCUACAGCGUGAAGGUUGUCGGCAAGGAUACAGGUCUUCUUCACUGCUGCCAAAUUGGGAGCUCUCGUUGUGAUCAUCAUCGGAGGACUGGUCAAAAUAGGACAAGGCACGGUAUCUGAGCUACCAACUGGGUUUGAUGGAUCUGUGACUAAGGCAUCCAACAUCGCUCUGGCGUACU
Molecule: messenger RNA, 509 nt
Organism: Haliotis rubra (blacklip abalone)
Lineage: Eukaryota; Metazoa; Mollusca; Gastropoda; Lepetellida; Haliotidae
Product: b(0,+)-type amino acid transporter 1-like
Exons: 4
Coding region: 1-450 (149 amino acids)
Source: RefSeq, a predicted model, not a curated record